This is a messenger RNA of Nannospalax galili (Upper Galilee mountains blind mole rat), 6309 nucleotides long. RefSeq names its product LDL receptor related protein 8 (gene Lrp8). Gene Ontology annotation, molecular function: calcium ion binding. The coding region runs from base 38 to 1939 and encodes 633 amino acids. The record is from RefSeq and is a predicted model, not a curated record. NCBI's taxonomy places the organism in Eukaryota, Metazoa, Chordata, Mammalia, Rodentia, Spalacidae. The transcript is spliced from 14 exons.
GAAGGAGGCCCAGGGGUAAAGGGGACAUCCCCUAAGCAUGGCUCCAGCUGGAGGGCUGAAUGAGUGUCUGCACAACAAUGGUGGCUGUUCCCACAUCUGCACUGACCUCAAGAUUGGCUUUGAGUGCACAUGCCCAGCAGGCUUCCAGCUCUUGGACCAGAAGACAUGUGGCGACAUUGAUGAGUGCCAGGACCCAGAUGCUUGCAGCCAAAUCUGUGUGAAUUACAAGGGCUACUUUAAAUGCGAGUGCCACCCUGGCUAUGAGAUGGACACACUGACCAAGAACUGCAAGGCUAUAGCUGGCAAGAGCCCAUCCCUAAUCUUCACCAACCGACAUGAGGUGCGAAAGAUAGACCUGGUGAAGCGGGACUAUUCGCGCCUCAUCCCCAUGCUCAAGAACGUCGUGGCACUUGAUGUGGAAGUAGCCACCAAUCGUAUAUACUGGUGUGACCUUUCCUACCGCAAGAUCUAUAGUGCCCACAUGGACAAGGCCAGUGUCCCGGAUGAACAGGUGGUCCUCAUUGACGAGCAGCUGCACUCUCCAGAGGGCCUGGCCGUGGACUGGGUUCACAAGCACAUCUACUGGACAGACUCGGGCAAUAAGACUAUCUCAGUGGCCACAGUUGAUGGCCGCCGCCGAUGCACUCUCUUCAGCCGGGACCUCAGUGAACCCCGAGCCAUCGCUGUUGACCCCCUGCGAGGGUUCAUGUACUGGUCUGACUGGGGGUUCCAGGCAAAGAUUGAGAAAUCUGGGCUCAACGGUGUGGACCGACAAACACUGGUGUCAGACAAUAUUGAAUGGCCCAAUGGAAUCACCCUGGACUUGCUGAGCCAGCGCUUAUACUGGGUGGACUCCAAGCUGCACCAGCUGUCCAGCAUUGACUUCAAUGGAGGCAACAGAAAGAUGCUGAUUUUUUCCACUGACUUCCUGAGUCAUCCUUUUGGGAUAGCUGUGUUUGAGGACAAGGUAUUCUGGACAGACCUGGAGAACGAGGCCAUUUUCAGUGCAAAUCGGCUCAAUGGCCUGGAAAUCUCCAUCCUGGCGGAGAACCUCAAUAACCCACAUGACAUUGUCAUCUUCCAUGAGCUGAAGCAGCCAAGAGCUGCAGAUGCCUGCGAGCUGAGUGUCCAGCCCAAUGGUGGCUGUGAAUACCUGUGCCUUCCUGCUCCUCAGAUCUCUAGCCACUCUCCUAAGUACACAUGUGCCUGUCCUGACACGAUGUGGCUGGGCCCAGAUAUGAAGAGAUGCUACCGAGCACCUCAGUCUACCUCAACUACAACGUUAGCCUCUGCUAUGACAAGGACAGUACCUGUUACUACAAGAGCUCCUGGGACCAGCACCCAUGAUUCUACUUACCAGAACCACAGCACAGAGACUCCAAGCCUGACAGCUGCAGCCUCAAGCUCAGUUCCUAUCCCCAGGGCUCCCAGCAUCAGCCCAUCUGCCCUAAGCCCUGCAACCAGUAACCACUCACAGCACUAUGGGAAUGAAGGCAACAAGAUGGACUCAACAGACACUGCUGCUGUCAUUGGGAUCGUUGUGCCCAUAGCGGUAAUAGUCCUGUUGUGCAUGAGUGGCUACCUGAUCUGGAGAAACUGGAAGCGGAAGAACACCAAGAGCAUGAAUUUUGACAACCCAGUGUACAGGAAAACAACAGAAGAAGAAGAUGAAGAUGAGCUCCAUAUAGGAAGGACUGCUCAGAUUGGCCAUGUCUAUCCUGCAGCAAUCAGCAGCUUUGAUCGCCCACUGUGGGCAGAGCCCUGUCUUGGGGAGACCAGAGACCUGGAAGACCCAGCCCCUGCCCUCAAGGAGCUUUUUGUCUUGCCGGGGGAAUCAAGGUCACAGCUGCACCAACUCACGAAGAACCCUCUUUCCGAGCUGCCUGUCGUCAAGUGCAAGCGAGUGGCAGUAAGUCUUGAAGAUGAUGGACUGCCCUGAGGAUGGGACCACCUACUUCGUGCCUCAUGGAGUUCAGUCCUAUGCACUACUCUCUCUGGCUGGUGUAUGAAUGGAUGAAUGGGUUUCUAUAUAUGGGUCUGUGUGUGUGUGUGUGUGUGUGUGUGUGUGUGCGUGCGUGCAUGCGUGUGUGCGUGUGUGUACAACUUUUUUAAAAUUUAUGUUGCGGAAAGGUAACCACAAAGUUAUGAUGAACUGCAGACAUCCAAAGGAUGUGAAAGUUUUUAUAUGUAUAAUGUUUUAUACACUUUUUAACUGUUGCACUACCCAUGAAGAAUUCAUGGAAUGGCUUACUGCUGAGUGACUAACAUGAUGUACAUAACCAAACGGGGGCCAAUGGUACAAACUUUACUCAUCAUUUAAAUACUAUAUUUACAGAGGAUGUUUGAUUUGAGGGCUUUUUUAGGUUUGAGGGGUUUGGCUUUUUUUUUUGUAAAUAAUAUAAUUAUGCUUUGUGGCUAUCCAUCAACAUAAGUAUAAAAAGAACACUUCAACUCCCUCCCACAUUAGAUUAUUUAUUAACAUAUUUCAAAAAUAAGAUUAGCGCUAUAAUUUAGAGAAGUGAGAGUAUUUAUUUUUGGUAUGUUUGGCCCAGUACACAGACUCUGUGUGUGUUUAUGUGUGUAUGUUUGUGUGAGAAAAAAAAUCUGUAGAGAAGGGGCACACUUAUGUUCAAAUACAUAAAGACAGGAUUAUUUUAAAACAGUUCACAAGAGGGGUAGCUAGUUUUCAGAGAUGUCUUUGGAAACUUCCCUCGGUAAAUAGAUACCAUACUUUGCAAACCUGUAGUAGGAAAGGUCGAUCUUUUCACCUUUGGCUAUUUUUGAGACCCUGGUAAGUCAGGAAAAAGCUCCUUAACUUACCCAUGGCUGCCGUGAUGCCCACCUGGGCUUUCUUGUCUGUGGCUUAGGUCAGUAUACAGAUUUUACAUAGUGCUAGAAGGUCUUAUGAGCUCAAGACUGCACACCCAAAGCUCAGUAAGUCCUUCUUUUAAAGUUCAGCUCUUGAGUAACAACUCAGGUUGAAUUCAGUAAAUUUUCUCUGCACACCUGAAGACUCAUCCUUACUUACAGAGCUAAGUGAAAAUGUUUUUAGACUGGCCUGAGUUUAUGAUAAGGACUGGCUCAGGCACUGACCCUCUGAGAUGCUGUGGAGGAUGAAGACAGGGAUUUUGGAAUAAGUUUGAUCACAUAUGUUUCUCCCAUCCCCUCAGUCUCUACCAUUCCCUUAAGUAGGGGAAACAUUUUAAAAUAAUAAGCAGGUUUCUUACCACCAUAUGUUCAUAUUAGAUAAGAUUAAGACCCAAAAGGUGGCCACACCCAAAGUCAUAUUUUGGGGGAAAUGGUAUUGGCAAUAUAGCAUAUUGGAUGUAUAUGUCCACACAGGGAUUUGGUUUACCACUUUGUAAAUAAAAGGAAAAACUCUGGGUAUAUGUAUAAUUUGUUUUUUAAUUAUAGAUACUACCUUUACUUUUCCUGGGCCUUGAGGGGAAUGAGGAGAAAUGCUCUUUUCUGUCUGUGGGAUUUGCCAUUAAAAACAUAAUUCUGGGGUCCCAGAAGGAAUUCAGUCCCCACUGCCUUUCUCUUCCAAAGUAUGGUCUUUCCUUAAUUCUGCUGUUUUGCCAGUUCAUUCCCUCCACACAACCAGGGACAAGUAAAACAUGGAAGUAUUUGGCUUAAGUAAGAGCAGAGGAUGUAUAACUAAUCUUGACAUACCUGGAACUUGACACUCUUAAGCAGUUGUCUCCCUGUUCCCACCCUCCAGCUUCCCCCAACCCAAUGAAGCUUGAAUGUCUCACCAACCUGACACCCUUUGAGUUUCUAGACAGAUAGUCCAGAGUUCUGCCAUUCUAUUCUUUGGAGCUUGCUCUAUGUCACUGAUUAAGCUUGGGCAUUAUGCCUGACAACUUCUUUCUGGUAUGCAUGUGUUGAUGGUCCUGAGAUAUUUAUUCAGAGAGUAAAAUGUAAUUGACCUACAUGACCCAUUCCAAACAGUUUUAAGAACAGGUGGCCAACUCCUGUGGCGCUUACUUCAAGAAUGGAAAGUAAAAUUAGUUUUGAAGAAAUAGGGCAAAAGUGAAAAGCAUCGGAAUUUACACAAAACCAGCAGCUUUUUCUUUAAUCUGCUUCCAAAGAAACUGAAUUUCCUGGGGAACUAAGUAACAGUAGCUAAUAUAUAGAUUCUCAACAUCCGUCAGCUCUUGGCCUUCACAAUAAAGUAGGGACAUACAGCAACCUUGGAUUUCCAAAAGAUGAUGAACUUAGAGGCAUCCAUAUUUCCUGAACAUGUUACAACUACAGUUUGUAAGCAGAGGCAGUAGAAGCAAUCUACAAGAAGCAAGUUGAGAAAUAUAUUCUAUAGCAGUAAGGAAGUAAUCUGAGGAAUCAGAUUCUCCUUCCCUAUUCUUGGAGGCUUUUUGAGCCUCAUUCUGAGGUGUAGUUAAAAUUUUCUGCAGCCUUUUUUGCUCCUGUGCAUAUGUAUCCACAGCCAGUAAGAGAUCAUGGAAUCAUCAUACUACAGAGCUGGAAGGAUGUGCCGUGAUAAACCAAGAGGGCAGAAAGUUCGCCAAACAAUAUUUACUUUAAAAAAGCCAGCCCAGUCUUUUUCCUCCCCUUCUCCAGGAGACAGCUUUGGGCUGCCUCAAAAAAGAAUCAAACCUGCUUUCUCUCCUGUGGCUGUCUUUCCAGUAGACUGGUCAAGGCACUACCAGAAAAUAGCCUUCCAGAAACAAACUAUUUACUCUUCAGAGCAGGAUCAUAUAUCAAAACAGACUGAAGUAACCUCUAACUUCAAGCAGAAAAAAUAAUUAAAUGGGAUUUAAAUUUAUGGUAAAAUUAUGUUUGCAACAUAUGCAUUCCCAAAGGAUUCACUGGGUGCCAGCUUUGUGCCAGAUCAAUCAGAGAAGAUAUGUGUGGAUAUAUAUAAAUUUCACUUACAGUCAGGUCAGGGCACAGCAAAAGAGAAAGGUCAAAUUGCCUGAAGUGAAAACCUGAGCCAUCAUAGAAGUGACCUGAAACCAAAUCUUAACAUUAGAAGUGCAGCUUCUGGCAGAGGAGAUAUGGAGCUAAGACACGGAAGCAUGAAUCAGCCAGGGGACUUUGGGAACUACAUGUCGUUCAUUAUAACUGGAAUCAAAGACUCAAGGAGAGCUGGCAAGAAAUGAAGCUGGAUGGAAAGACAAGUUCAACAUAAGCACUAUAAAAUAAUUUCCGAUUUGAUUAAGCAGACAUUUCUUUGGUAAUUUACUAUGUACAACAAGGCAUCAUGGGAAACUUGGGAUGUGUUGAUGGUACUUUGCAGACAUGACAUUAUUCAGCUUCAAGCUUUCCGAUGGCCACAGGGAAAUGUUGACUGAUUUCCCUAUAUUUGAAUCAGAUUUUUUUAUAUGAUUAGUGAAAACUAAUACAAGGGCAGUGUGAUUUUCACAGAAGCAUGCCAUGUUGUCAAGCACCUUUUAGGUUUUCUCAACUGUGAGAAAGAAAAGGAGAUGGUAGAGGUGGAGUCUGAAGAGGGGAUUGAAAUCACUGUACAGUCAGGUGCUAAUGGAAUGGGAGAGCGCCGUUCUUAUCCUGUAGAAUACAAAGGCCCUCCUCACUCCAGCCAUCCACACCAUUUCUCCAAGCAUCAAUAUUAGCAGUUUCAGAAUAAAUGAUUUCCUUCCCCAUAAAUGCAUGAAGAUAGAGUGUCAGAGUCUCCUUACACUAUAUUUUUAGGGUAUUUGGGAGUUUUCAGGAUAUAAAGAACUUAAAGGGUGGAGGAAAUUACAGCUUCAAAUUUUCAGUUAAUAUUAAAAAAUUAGGAAGCUUCAUCCAGACUGCACCAUGUGCACAGUUAAGAUUCAGCAGUAACUGCAUUUGCAAACACUUUGUGCUAUAAAAAGUAAUUUUUAAAAAGCCACCCGUAUAAAUAUAUAUAUUUAAAGACAAGAUUUUGAUACUUUUUUUUACAAAAGCUGCAAGAGAAAACUGUACAAACCACAGGCUUUUAAAGUAGGAUUUUCUUCUAUAUAAACUGUUAAUUUGGGGUUAAGGUACUGGUUUGCAAACUCACUGUAUCCAAAUGGAUUUUCUUGUCUGUUGUUGCCCCCUGCCCCCAUACCAUAUUUAAUGUCAUAGUUGGGCAUGUAAAUUGUUGGUUGCACUAAUAGUGUUGUCUUGUCAUUCCAAGUUCCAUGUUUCUGUACUCAGUGCCUAGGCAAUCUGGCGUCACUUCCAGAGGCAGAGGGACUGGAGGAGGUGUGCUACAUUUCACUAGCUAUACUGACAUCAUCUUGGUGGACUGCGAACCAAAUGUGGACAUUUGUAAAAUCAGUACACUGUUUCUAGAGAGAUUAAAUUAAUUUUUAAAAUCUG